GACAAACUAAAUUGACAAUAAGUAGACGGGCGAAAUAAUAAAUGUGGUUUAUCAGGCACCUUUUGUUUUUACAUACAAGACAAGAUAUUCAAAAUUAUUACCAUUGGUCAGAUUUUUCUUUUUACUAUCUGAUUAAUAUCGGUAACUUAAGCAAUAUCGCCGAAGACUUUGUGAAUCGCUUUGUUUUCUGCUAGUUUUUAAAAAUUUUGGUAUUCCUGCCUGGUACACGAUGCAAUCAUUGAGAGUUUUAAGUCGCUGCCUAAAGGAAGCCCUGCUGGUCAAGCCGCACUUUCGCUUCACCAGCAGCAGCAGUCUUCCCAAUCCCAUACUGGUGGACAUGGACGAACAGGAGGAGUUGGAGCCAGACGAGCACUUGGAGGCACAUCCACAGUAUCCGCUGCUGGGCAAUCGUUACAUCGAUCACUUCUAUAUGCCUUGUAAUGUGGGUCCAGCCUAUCAGGACUUGGUGACCACCGCCGAUCAAUUCGAUCUGACUAAAUAUUACAAUUCCCUGGGCUGGUAUGGCGUCAAGCCAAUACGUGCCCAAGUGGUGCCUUGUCCCAAGCUGCUGUUGAACCACAUGAAACAACAGUUUGUCAUUCCCUGCGAGAAGCUUGCCGAACCGAUUAACUUUAGCAUUUUUAAUCUGUAUUUCGAGGGCGAUGUGAAUAGUGCCAUCAAAUCAUUUGUUCUCAUCGCAUCGCAAUAUGCUACGGAAUUCAUGCAGGAUGGCUACUGGUCGGACUUUGUCAAUCCAUUCACAGGUCGUGCAUAUUUUCGACCCUCUGCCCGACGCAAGCUGCUCAAUGAGGAGUCGGCAUCUGCUGCUGCUGCUUCGCUGGGUCACAAUAUGCGAUUCAAGAAUGUCAAUGGUUGCACUGUCAUCAAGGAGGCAAAGAAAUGCACCUUUGCUGGUGCCAUAUUUAGCGAUGUACCCGUCAGUUUAUUUGAGUAGAUGAUGGUCACUUUCUGGUCUGGCCUAAAUUUCUUUUACAUCUGUUGUGUCUAUGUCCUCCAAACAAGUGCAUACUGUUUGAUAUACAAAAUAAACUUUGCUGGAUGUAUGAUUUUAAUAUAA
Molecule: messenger RNA, 1078 nt
Organism: Drosophila nasuta
Lineage: Eukaryota; Metazoa; Arthropoda; Insecta; Diptera; Drosophilidae
Exons: 1
Coding region: 230-955 (241 amino acids)
Biological process (GO): cobalamin metabolic process
Source: RefSeq, a predicted model, not a curated record